Molecule: messenger RNA, 1368 nt
Organism: Exophiala oligosperma
Lineage: Eukaryota; Fungi; Ascomycota; Eurotiomycetes; Chaetothyriales; Herpotrichiellaceae
Exons: 2
Coding region: 1-1368 (455 amino acids)
Molecular function (GO): oxidoreductase activity
Source: RefSeq, a predicted model, not a curated record
AUGUCUUUCUCCACGGUUGCAAUCACAACCGCAAAUACUGGAAUCGACCAUGCCGACAACAUCACGCCUGGCUCACUGGAAGCCGCGAACCAACUUCUCCAGCACAAUCACGACAAGUGGCAUGUUAUGUGGGAUACCGUCAAGGCAGGAGGUCUGCAUAACCACCAAGUCCAUUACCUGCUCACCGAUUUAGCCCUGGGUGCAUCUCCCGAGCAGAUCAAGAUUGCGUUCGAAAGCAACAAGGGAUACCAACGAGAGAUCGAUGCAGGUGACGAGAAGAGCAAGCAUGUGAUUACCAGCGAAAACUUCGAAGAGUACCUGGCCCGUUAUGAGUACUAUGCCCCGUGGUUGGAUUUCUUCCAGAACGAAAUCAACCAAAAGGGAUGGCAAGCCGUUCUUGGGGAGUACCUCUUUGAUGAGACGCCCCGAGCAAAUGACCUUUUGGGACGGAUGUUUGAAGGAGCCAUCCACCCCAUCAUUCACUUGGGUUUUGGCGUCGAAUUUGCCCAACCAGCCAUCAUCGCUGAAGCAUUGGCCCAAGCGGCCAUUCACCGGUCCCAGGCAACAUCGUACCUUCUUCGCACCCAGGAGCUCGCGUCUAAUCACCCCGCCUGGACGCGUGAGAAACGUCUCAUGGACAUUUUCACCGCCGUCCGGUCGAACCCUUUCAUCAAAGACGCACCGGUCUUCGCUCCCGGUAGCUGGGACCGUAUGGGGAACUUCUUCCCCGACUUGCCGCAGCCUCUCGUCGAGGUUGCCGCUUCAUACACCCUCGACAGGUCUAUGGGCGAAGACGAGGUCCAACUCCGCACGGCCGAGAUGAUCGACGUGAUCACAUGGAUGGCGAGUGCGUGCCAGAAUCCCGCAAAGGCCGCCAAAUUCGACUUUUUUCUCAUGCACUCGGUCAACUGUUCCAUCUUCCUGUCCGUCUUUGCCAGGCUCGAUUUUCUCGACGAGCACACCAAAUUCCGCCUCCUCGAAUUCAAAGUGCGCAUGGGCCUCGUCAUGUACGCCACCCAGGGUUUUCCGGAGCUUCUGACCGACGAGAUCACGACGUACAAGCCCCGUCGGGGGGACCAGUGCAUGAACUGGACCGAGGUGAUUGAACGUGCCAAAAACAUGCCCUGUGACGGACACGUGGUCAAGUUCAUCCGCGCCUUGCAUCACGGGAGUAUCGUUUGUCGACCGUACGAGGAUAGUAAGGACGAGACAAUCGCGUCCAAAUUUCCCAUCAAGGGCACAGAGAUGUGGUUGAAGAUCGCCAACAUGGUCCUUGAUUCGACCGAGGACUAUCCAGGGACCUAUGAUAAGUGGAUGCGAGGGCCUGGUUUUGAUGCUGCUUGGGAUAUUGUUCCUGAUCGAAAAUGA